CUAUCUGGAACGCGCAGUACCACAGAAGACAGAGCAAAACAUUCCGGCUCUCAAGCGUUAGCUAAAUCCGUUAUUUUCAAAGCUUUUAAAUAAUUUUGAUCAGAAUGGAUUGUAUUUUAAAUUGCAAGCCAGAAAACCUUGAGGAUUAUUACGGGUUACUCGGAUGUGACGAGUCAUCUUCGUCAGAACAGAUUGCCAAUGAAUACAGGGUAAAAGCGUUAGCAUGCCAUCCAGACAAGCACCCAGAUAAUCCAAGAGCAGUGGAAGAGUUUCAGAAGUUGCAGGAAGCAAAAGACGUUUUGUGCAAUGAAAACAGCAGACGAAACUAUGAUGUCUGGAGACGGAGUGGAAUAACCCUACCAUUCCAUGCGUGGUUAGCUUUAGGCGACUCUGUCAAAACCUCAAUGCAUUGGGCGGUGAAGACCAAGAAAGAACCCAUGCUGGAGUGCUCUAAAGCAACCUUUCCUGACCAGUGUCAAGACCAAGACUUUAAAUCACCAGAGUUACCAUCACCAGAUACAGUACUAUCUUCAAGUGAUUACUGCCAUCGCCAUUUUCGCUGGGCUUCUGACUCCCCAUCCAGUCUUCUGCAGAAAUUCAGAAAUUAUCAAAUUUAAAGACACAAGUAUUAUUUGUCAGUUAAAUAAUGUUACUUGUCAGCUACCAUGUGUCACCAAUUGGCUUAUUUCUGUGUCAGGUGUAACCUAUUAGAACGUCUGUAGAUGAAAAUUGGUGCCAAUGAAAUUAAAAUUGGUGCCAAUGAAAUGAAAAUUGGUGCCUUGGUCGUGAGUAUUAUUCAUAUACAUUGUAUCUCUAUUUGUCUGAAUGUAGAAAAAAUGUAGGCUGUCUUUUUGCUCUAUCUUGCCUUACUGUUUAAAAUUGUAUUGAUGUAAGAUGCACUGAAUUGUAUUUUCUGUUAAAAGAUAACAAAGGAUAUGCUUACAAAACGAUAUCCAUAUCCCGGGGGGACGGGGUGUUAAGCCCCGACUGUAUUAUGAACGUAGCAAUGCCUCCUGCAACUAAAACCAAUAAACAUUGCAAUAUUCAAUACAC
Messenger RNA from Esox lucius (northern pike), 1053 nucleotides. RefSeq names its product DnaJ (Hsp40) homolog, subfamily C, member 12 (gene dnajc12). The record is from RefSeq and is marked provisional. Lineage: Eukaryota; Metazoa; Chordata; Actinopteri; Esociformes; Esocidae. Gene Ontology annotation, cellular component: cytoplasm.